UAUGUGAGUGUUUUGUCAACUAAUGGUGUAAUAAAUGGCAAAAUAAUCCAAAUUUGGGUCAAUUAAAGGCUUCGCUGUUAUUGUUAUUGCAAUCAUUGAUAUACUUGUGUCGACACUAUUGUUGAUAAUAAUAAUAAACACUUGUUUUUGUCAAUUGUUUUAUCAAACGAUCGAAACAAUCAUUUAUUUUUUACAGUUAUUUGAAUUGAUUUUUAUUUAUGAUAAACAAUGACAUGAAAUGACAGACCAUUUAAAUGUCAUUAAAAGGUUUUAUUUGAAAGACAAAUAAAUAUAACAACGAAACCACUACAAGACUGUUAAUAAUGAGUGCCAGAAGUGUCACUUCAAUGCCAUUGAUAACUGAUCUGACGUUUGGUUUGCCGUCACAGAUGUGUUCAACGGUGCCAUUGAGUCAAUCUUACAGUCGAUGCGAUGAACUUCGGGUACGAAUCCAUGAGAAUCACUUGUCUUAUCUGAAUCGCGAAGAAACGCCAGCAAAGCUGGAAAUGCGGACCAAAAUUGAGUGUUUGAUCGCUGAGUACUUAUCUCUUGUGCCAAACAGUCAUAAAUUUAGUUUCCCUGAAGUGUAUAACUGUUUGAACGCCAGUAUCACUGAAAAUGCGGACUUUAGUCCAUAUAAGGCGAGCAACGCUUUUGAGGCGCUCGAGAAGUACGCGACAAACCUGAUAACCCUUCCGUGGAGGUCGGAGUACCACUCAAUAUGUCCUUACAGUGGCUUUUAUAGACAUAUUAUAGAUAAGCAUAUUAUAGGCGCUCAAAAAAUAUUAUUUUUGAUGGGUUUUGUGGAGAACCACUCGACCAGCAUUUACCAGUUGGUGCCUCCUAUAGAUCCCGACCGCGUCUCCAGAGUAUCACUCGAGUGUUUGGUUGCUUUUGUUGAGCUCCAGAUCAUGAUUCAGAUCCGAGAGUCACUAAAAUCCAAAGGAUAUUUAAACGUGAGUUGGAAAGAGAUAUAUGCCAUUAGAGUUGAAUAUAUUUGUGGCCAAUCGGAUGCCAUUAAAUUAAUUUGUGAAAUGAAAAGAACGGCAAAACUUAUUGAUUACGACAAUAAUAUCGCUUCCAAUGGCACUAAAAGACUGAUCAAUAGUGACGACAGAAUUAUGUCAAAUGGAUUUUGUCUGAUUGAUGACAAUAACAUUAACCAUUUAAAACAAUCAACUCGUGGCAAAUAUUUAGACCAUAAUCUUAUUGACAAUUCUUAUAAUGAUUUCGAAGACACCACCGAUUCAUUUGAUUUAUUAAAUUAUCCGAUCAUAAGUCCGCACUCGUAUUCGCCGAGUCCUUCGUGUCAAUAUUGUUUGCCACACAACAGUCCAAUGCAUUCAACAAAAUGCUCAUCCUUUCCAUCACCACAUAUGACUUAUAUAAGCCCACCCCCACUGUUUGCUACCUAUCCAACUAAUAGUCAGUUAAAUGCGCCAAAAAAUCAAUCGGUCAGCAAAGCUAUUCAGGCAGAGAUACCAAUGCUUACUACUAAUAAUGAUUUGGAGAAUUCAUUGAAUAAAUUAAGUUUUAAUAAUAAGAAAUCGAUGUCUGAAACCGAUAGUCUUUCGGCAAAAACAAAGAGUCUUCAAUUAACCAAAAAAGAUAGCUCUCAGAGUACUACUACUACUACUACUACUACUAAUAAUAAUAAUAAUAAUAAUAAUAAUAGCAAUGAUAAGACAAACAAAAGAGGCAGUUAUUAUGAUAAUUUAGAUCCGUUUGUUUCACUUGAAGCACAAGUUUUGUCUGAAUUGAAAUCAACGACAAACUCGAAACAAUCGGAUAAAAAUAUGUCUUCAAAUAAUGAAAGUAAUGGCAAUCAAAAUUCAUUGGAAAAAAAGAAAUUAAUUGACAGCAAGAGUUUGAGUAAAAUUGUUAAUAGCGUUAAACCGAAUUCAAAUACAUUUAAAUUUACGAGUAAUUCAAACGAUAAAAAGCAAACGAGUUUACAAACAGUUUCGUUAACCAAUAGUUCACAUCUGACAUCAUCUGUUAACUCUUCAGCUAAUAAUGAUAUAAAUGGUAAAACACGUUCAGAUGAAGUCAAAUGUGAUAAUCAGAAAAAGCAAUCGAAAGAUAGUAGUAAACUAUUGAAAGGUUGGUCGUGUACUUCGUGUACAUAUUUUAACGCCGAUUUGAAAGAAGUGUGUGAAAUGUGUCACAGAAGUCGCAAAGUUGGUGCUGAAGCCCAGCCACUCAUCAGCGGUGGUCGCGAGUGUUCGCGCUGUACAUUAGUUAACGAUAAAAAUGAACAUUUUUGCAGAGCUUGUGACACAUCUCUGGCCGAUUCACCGACUUAUAUAUAAAUGGCAUUUGUUUUUAUCGAUGCAUUUCGAUAUAGAUUUUUUAACUAAAUGUUUUGUUAUAUUUGAUUGAAUAUAUAAUUUAAACGAAACAAUGAAUUUAUUGGGAGAUAAUUAGAAAAUCGAUGGCUUUAUUAAUAUUUUAUUGUCUGUGAUAGAUAUCGAUUGAAUUAUU
Messenger RNA from Oppia nitens, 2484 nucleotides. RefSeq lists its product as uncharacterized. The transcript has 2 exons. NCBI's taxonomy places the organism in Eukaryota, Metazoa, Arthropoda, Arachnida, Sarcoptiformes, Oppiidae. Gene Ontology annotation, cellular component: cytoplasm. The coding region runs from base 324 to 2312 and encodes 662 amino acids. The record is from RefSeq and is a predicted model, not a curated record.